AUGAACAUCUACGUUGUGGGUUUGAAUCAACUCUUUGAUAUAAAUAAACCUACUCUGCCGUUGGCAUCUGGGGAAUUUUCAAGGGAAAUAGGAACGACAAUCGUAGUUGUUGUUUGUUUAAUGAGCUUUUUUAUAGGAUUGAAGGCUCAAUCCCUGCCUUUACUGUGUGCACUAUCAGGAUCUUGCUUUCUUGGAACUGCAUAUUCUAUCAAUGUUCCUUUCCUUAGAUGGAAACAACAUCCUGUCCUUGCUGCAACAUGCAUCCUUUGUGUGCGUGCAAUCUUAGUCCAACUAGCCUUCUUCAUCCAUAUUCAGGGAUAUGUACUCAGAAAGCCAGUGGCACUCACAAAAUCAGUAGUAUUUGCCACAACUUUUAUGUGCUUCUUCUCAGCUGUUAUAGCUCUUUUUAAGGAUAUACCUGAUGUAGACGGAGAUAGAAAUUUCAGCAUUCACUCGUUCAGUGUUCGUCUGGGUCAAGAAAGAGUGUUUUGGCUUUGCAUUAAGCUACUGCUAAUUGCAUAUACUAUAGCCAUAAUUGUUGGAGCCUCUUCUGGAAAUAUAUAUCAACGACUGGUAACUGUACUUGGUCAUGCCUGUAUUGCAUCCAUCCUUUGGCUUCAAGCACAAUCUGUUGAUGUACAAGAUAAGUCAUCAACAACUUCAUUUUAUAUGUUCAUAUGGAAGUUAUUUUAUAUUGAGUACUUGCUUAUCCCAUUUCUUCGUUGAGUAUGCUGGAAAAGUCAAGAGCCAAUAAAGUCA
Molecule: messenger RNA, 759 nt
Organism: Asparagus officinalis (garden asparagus)
Lineage: Eukaryota; Viridiplantae; Streptophyta; Magnoliopsida; Asparagales; Asparagaceae
Product: homogentisate geranylgeranyltransferase, chloroplastic-like
Exons: 9
Coding region: 1-726 (241 amino acids)
Cellular component (GO): membrane
Molecular function (GO): transferase activity, transferring alkyl or aryl (other than methyl) groups
Source: RefSeq, a predicted model, not a curated record